AUGCGACAAACUGCCAUCGAUAUCUCAUCCCGCCCACGCCAACUAAGAAAGCCUAUAUUACAUUGUUUAUCUCAGAACCUGACCUUUAUUUAUACCAUCCCGGGUAAUCAAAACGGGUCAAUUAUAUUUGACUUUCAUGCGCCCGAUGCAGCUACCGUCAACUCAACUGCGAUUUAUACUAAUAUUUAUGACAAAGUCAGCAAUCCUUUUAGAGAUGGAGCGGACAUAACUACAAAUAUUACUCUUGCCGCUCAACGGUUAGGCGAAGAAGUACUUCACGUAUACACACUAGGGAAACAUCAGAUUGGACUAUAUUAUUAUUCUCGAACAAUAAGAAGGGCGUUGAAAUAUUCAAUCUUGGCAGCACUUGGAUUCGAAUUGCAAUAUGUUGAUCGACCAAGGUUAGAUACAUUGUGGUCUAGUAGAGCAAGAAAUGUGAGUACAACAAUGAACCCUAAUUAUUUUGGAACUGUUCAGGUUUCAUGCAAUAAUUUUUUUGUCCACAUUGAAAAAGAACAGAGGUCUUACACUCUUCUGGCAUCUUUUGGGUUGCUUGGUGGAGUUUGGAGUGUACUCAGGGGACUUUAUUACUACAUUUUUGGAACUGAUCAGCAACGAGGCACUGCUUAUUCUUGGUAUUUUCGAUGGUAUCGUAAUCAAGAGCCCCUGUAUGAUUAUGUACCUACACAAGAAUGA
Molecule: messenger RNA, 696 nt
Organism: Acaulospora morrowiae
Lineage: Eukaryota; Fungi; Glomeromycota; Glomeromycetes; Diversisporales; Acaulosporaceae
Source: the annotation of a GenBank genome assembly